Messenger RNA from Lodderomyces elongisporus, 2004 nucleotides. It is a transcript of the gene INO2, whose product is annotated as Ino2p. Lineage: Eukaryota; Fungi; Ascomycota; Pichiomycetes; Serinales; Debaryomycetaceae. The coding region runs from base 1 to 2004 and encodes 667 amino acids. The record is from RefSeq and is a predicted model, not a curated record. The transcript has a single exon.
AUGACAUCCUUACUGAAUAGCACAACAAUAGCAUCAUCUACGACACCAUUACCACAACCUCCACAACAACAACAACAUCAACAACAACAACAACAACAACAGCAGCAGCAGCAACAACAACAGCAGCAACAUCAUCAUCAUCAGCAGCAGCAGCAGAGUAAAGAUAACAGCAAUGAAAAUGACAACAAUGAGUUUGACAAUUUGUUGGACAUUUUUUCAGCAGACAUGGAUUUUGAACAAGCUUUCUCAAUGUAUAAUGACUUGCAACAAAAGAAUGCAAUCGGAUCAUUUGAAGAAUUAUCAAAAGUUCAAAUGCUAAAUUCACAAUAUACAAGCAAUUUAUCAACAAAUUCAAAUCAGCCACAAUACCAGCCUCACCACAACCAAGUCUAUCAUCACCAUACACAGCAACCAUUGCACCAACAGCAGCAUCCACUUUCUCAACAUUUAAGUGAUGACGAGUUUGCUCGUUCUCGACAACAGAUUUUGAAUGGAGGAAUUCCUCCUGCUUCUGACUUGCCUUCACCACCACUUCCCAACUCUUCUUCAUCGAUCCAUGCACAUAACCAAUACCAUUCACAGCAGCAACAACAACAACAACAACAACAACAACAACAACAACAAGAACAACAACAGUUACACCAAUCGCAUUUGCUGCGGUCGCUGCAUGUUCAAACAGCUCUUGGCACCAGUGAUUAUAUACAUAGUGGGCAAGAUGCGAUGCAGGAAGAUGCCAUUGAAGAAGAGGAUGACUUUGACCAAUUUUUUACAACAACAGAGUCAAAUGCUUUAGAAAAGUUUUUAGACAACUUGGCUAAUCCAAAUUCAUCAGGCGAUCCUUUACAAUUUUACAAUAGCACCAACAAUCCAUUGAACGGAAACAGCAGUGGUCAUUUGCAUCACAGAAAGCCACUAGAUCUUGAAUUCAACUUUGAAAUGCACACAAUGAAAGUACCGUCACAUUUGAGGAGUCAAAAUAGUCCAAAUAACAACAACAACAACAACAACAUUAAUGCUAAUAGUAAUAAUAAUAUUGCAACGUCUCCGAAAUAUAUGUUGUUGCAACAACAGCAGAUACAUCCACAAUUUAUGGAAAACAAUAGCAAUAACCAUAUCCAUCUCCAACAGUUCCAACAACAGCAGCAGCAACAGCAACAACAACAACAACAACAACAACAUUAUGUACCUCCACUUAUGAGUCAGCAGUUUGACCAACCAUUACAACAACAAAACAAUGAUAUUCACUUUCACUCAACCAUUCAACCGCAAUCACUUCCCUCGCCACCUUCAAGCGACUACAAGCAUAAUCCAGUCAAUCUCAAAAGAGAGCUUACUGAGGCAUUUGCUCCCUCAGUAGGAGAAAGUAAUCUUCCAAACUCAAUCAACACAACAACAUUGUCAAAAACUUCAUUAAAGCAACUCAUAACUCCUCCAACCUCAGGCGACGAAGGAAAGAAGCAGGGAAACGAAAAUGAAAAUGAAAACAAAAAUAAAAAUGGAGAAAAGGAAAACCUGCUAAGGAAAGAGGCAGAUGCAGCAGAUAAUGCAGAAGAAGAGGACGAGGAUGCGGUUGAUGGAAGUAGUGAAGAAAGCAGUAGAUACUCAACGUCAUUAGACAAAUCUGAGUCGGUAAAUUCCCGAUCAUCUUCUAAAUCCAGUUCACCAAAUCAGAAUGGGGAGGAACCACAGAAGAAGAGACGAAGAUCAUCAAAUAAGCCUUUGUUAUCAUUAGAACAGAAAAGACAAAACCACUCUUACUCAGAACAGAAGAGACGCCAGUUGUGUAAAAUUGCGUACCAACGUUGUCUUGAGAGGAUUAUUGAUCUCGAAGCGUUUAGCAAAUUACCCGAAAUGGACGAGGCAGAAAGGAAAUCCAAAAGAGCAAGAGUCAAUAAAGAAGGUUUGCCUAAUUUAUCGAAACAUAGUGCCUUGGUGAGAAUAAGUAAUGAAAUGGAAACAAUCAUAGGCUUGAACAACCAAUUAAAGAAGUUGCUCAACAUGUGA